CCUGCUCCGGCCGCCCAGCUCGUCGGAGGCCGGCAGCGUGGCCAUGUGCGCCCCGGUCAGCCUGCGGCAUGAGGCGGAGGGCAUGUCCUACCUGCACGCGUCCUGGGUGUAUCAGCUUCAACAUGGCGACCAGCUGAGGGUUUGCUUCGCUUGCUUCAAGGCUGCCUUUCUGGACUUUAAAGAGUUUUUGGAGGAGGAGGACUGGGAAGAUGAAGACUGGAACCCUGAGCUGGUGGUGCACACGGGGGCGGGGUCUGAGCUGGGGGCAUCCCCGGGGGUGGGGCCCGGCUGGGGGCAGGCCCAAGGGGGGCCUGCCCAGGGCGGGGCUGUGGCCUGGGGGCCGGACCCCCUGGGGGCAGGCCCUGUGGGGUACGAGGAGGUGGGCCUGGACCAUUACUUCGUGCCCACCGAGCUGGAGCCUCAGAACGCGGUGCCCCUGGGCCUGGGUCCCGAGGACGCUGACUGGGUCCAGGGCCUCCCCUGGAGACUUGGGAGGCUUCCGACCUGCUCGCACUGGCCAUGCUCCUCUCUUCCCUGGCAGGGGUUUCUCAGAGUGGACCUGCCCCCAGGGGCGCCCAUGGUCCUGGAGCUGGGCACCACCCAGGCCGUGGACCCUGCUGAGGCCGAGGCCUGGUUGCUGGGCCUGCAGGUCAUCUGUAUGGUGGGCUUCUACGAUGCCAUCUACUUCCGCAAGAUGAAGCCGACACGGGCCCUGAGGACCCCAGGCCAGCGUUGGAAGCUGGUGCUGGAGCCCAACGAGCUGUGGGUGGUGAGACUUCAAGACGCACCCCAGGUGCAGGACCUGCACCGGUGGCAGCUCAGUAUUCUGGAAUCCUCUCCUCCGGCGGGGAAUGAAGAGCUGGUCCCUGCAGACUCGGCCCUGCUUAAAAGGGGAUUCUCCAUCCUCUCUUUUUCACCCUGGGCCCAAAGGGAGGCAGAGGAGGGGGACUCGGCACCUGGGCCACAGCCCUCCAGCCGAGGAGGGGACCCGGGCCCCAGCGGGCCCAGAGGGCCUGGGGAGGGCCUGGCCGUCCCGGGAGCCUCAGCCCCGGGGGAGCUGCCGUGUUUCCAGCCCUUCGGCCCAGGGCCCCAGAACUGAGGGACUGAGGCCCGAGUGGUCACUGCUGUCCUGGCUUCCCCAGGACACCAGAGGCUGGGAAGGACUGGCAGACCUGCCAGGGUAGCAAGUGGCAGAGGUUGGGGACGGGGGGCCGUGGGGGAAGAGUGGUGAGUGGCCGGGAGACUGAGAAACGGGACCCAUCACAGUACCAAGUGGAAGGGGUAAACCCCUGUAACUGGGAGAGAAGCUCUCUGUCAGGUGUCACUGAGUUAGGAAUUUGAGGCACCUCAGGGUGUGCAGCAUUAAAUUGGGAGCAGCACACAGAUCUGUGCACCAGCCCUGUCCUGGCCGCGUCACGUGUGACACACUCCCAGGAACAUGCUGGACCUGGGGCACCACAGGGACAUGUAACUUCUCUACCUUUGGGUGCCUCAGAACCCUGUUAUCAGGACUGGGG
This is a messenger RNA of Camelus dromedarius (Arabian camel), 1517 nucleotides long. RefSeq names its product testis-expressed protein 19.2-like. Bases 44 to 1099 code for a protein of 351 amino acids. Gene Ontology annotation, cellular component: cytoplasm; nucleus. The transcript has a single exon. Gene Ontology annotation, biological process: male gonad development; spermatogenesis; placenta development. The record is from RefSeq and is a predicted model, not a curated record. Lineage: Eukaryota; Metazoa; Chordata; Mammalia; Artiodactyla; Camelidae.